CAAAAACUUUGUUAGCUGACUGCUAACUCUGCUCCAUCGUCUGUCAAGCAAUGUUACGAGCCUGAAGCAGCACUUGUGAAAUCCUCGAAAAGAUGGACUGCAAAACAGAGGGUGACGGAGAAUUCUGCAGAUGGGCGAGUUCAGUGCUGGUGAACAGCAAAAAUGACCUUACAUCACGACUGCAACAGUUUGUGGAGGAUAGGAUGCAGACCACCAUGCUCACAGGUGUACUGAUUGGAGCUGCAGUCGCCAUCACACUGAUUGGGAUCGUGGUGCUCUUCCUUUACAGGAGAUAUAAGCUGGCUCGUGAAAAAGAGCCUGGCACACCACAUUAUCGCUUCAGAAAACGUGAUAAAGUGCUCUUCUAUGGGAGGAAGAUCAUGCGGAAGGUCCGGACGCUGUCCUCGAUUCCUCCUCCCACCACUACCUCAGUAUCAAAGCAAGUGCCACGCAUACGCAAAAGAACCAAAGUUCUAAGCAUAGCUCGCAAAAUCCUGAGGAUCCGCAAAGAUCCUCCCACCCUGCAGCCCAAGGAGCCCCCUCCCUCACUGCUGGAGGCUGACCUAACAGAGUUUGAUGUGCAGAGCUCAAACCUGCCCUCCGAAGUCCUCUACAUGCUGAAGAAUGUCAGGGUGUUGGGUCAUUUUGAGAAGCCCCUGUUCCUGGAGCUGUGUCGACACAUGGUGUUUAUCGAGCUCCAGGAGGGUGAAGGUCUGUUCAGGCCAGGAGACGAUGACGACAGCAUCUUCGUGGUCCAGGAUGGACGGCUUGAGCUUAGCAUCCAGGAAAACGAUGGGACAGAACCAGUGGUGAAGGAUGUGCUCCCAGGAGACAGCGUCCACAGUCUGCUCAGUAUCCUGGACAUCAUCACUGGUUAUCCAGCUCCAUAUAAGACUGUAUGUGCACGGGCUGCGACUCGCUCUACCAUCCUACGUUUACCUGCAUCAGCCUUUGAGUCUGUGUUUAAGAAAUACCCAGAGACACUUGUUCGCGUCAUUCAGAUAAUCAUGGUGCGGCUCCAAAGAGUCACCUUCUUGGCGCUUCAUAACUAUCUGGGCCUAACAACUGAGCUCUUCAAUCCGGAGAGUCAGGCAGUGCCCUUGUCCAAUAUAAACAAUGUGAUGGGAGAGGCGGCUUCUGGGAAGACGACUCGUCGUUUGCACUUCCAGGACGAGUUACCCGCUGGGACCACGGAGAGCCCCACAGAGACAGAUGGUGUAAAGGACAGCCCUUCAAAUAGCUACAGGAAGCCGCGAUCCACCUCGGCGCCCACCGACUGCGCAGGUAUCGACCUGAACAUGGCUUGUGAACGAGCCCGAGUCACUAUAGAUGAAGCUCCACCCAGUCCUGUCAUUCCCAAAUCUAGUCUAAAGAAGAGUGUUACAAUGCAGCACACGCCCUCUGAAGUGUUUCACUACACAGACAGUGGGGGGCACUCUGAUGCCAUCUACCUCAGUAAGAGCUGCACAAUCCUCCAGGCUGCAAAGAGGGACCUGCUGGGAAUCAUCCAGCUGCAGGACCCCAGUCUGCUUGAGGGCAGAGUGACCCUCCAUCAAGUCAAAGCUGGCUCCGUGGUGGCUCGUCAGGGAGACCAGGAGGUGAGCAUCCAGUUUGUGAUUUCUGGCCUCCUCCACGUUUACCAGCGGAUGAUUGAUCGCGAAGAAGACACCCGUCUGUUUGUGACGCACCCUGGAGAGCUUGUAGGUCAACUCGCCGUCCUGACUGGAGAGCCGCUCAUAUUCACUGUUCGAGCUCAGCGAGACUGCAGCUUCCUCUCCAUUUCCAAAACCCACUUCUAUGAGAUCAUGCGUGUGGAGCCGCAGGUAGUGCUGAACGUUGCUCACACAGUGGUGAGGAGGAUGUCAUCUUUUGUCAGGCAGAUAGACUUUGCUCUCGACUGGAUGGCUGUGGAGGCUGGCAGGGCAGUCUACAGGCAGGGAGAGAAAUCGGACAGUACUUUCAUCGUGCUGAGUGGUCGACUGCGCUCUGUAAUCAUGAAGGAAGAUGGCAAGAAGGAGCUAAUAGGAGAGUACGGACGUGGCGACCUGAUUGGAGUGGUGGAGGCCUUGACCCAUCAAAACAGAGCCACCACAGUGCACGCUGUACGAGACUCUGAGCUGGCCAAAUUACCAGAGGGAGCUCUCAGCUCCAUCAAAAGGAAGUUCCCACAGGUUGUCACCAGGUUGAUCCACUUACUAGGACAGAAGAUCCUCCAGCAGGUCAAUGGUCCUCUGACAGCUCGCAGUUUGGCCCUCCACACUCCUGGCAGUAAGUGGGAUGCAGGGAACCAGGCCUCCAACCUCUCCACUGUGACAGUCUUGCCUGUGUCAGAAGAAGUGCCUCUCACUGCCUUCACCAUGGAGCUGCAGCAUGCACUCCUGGCAAUAGGUCCCACUCUUCUGCUGACUAGCGAUAUUAUCAAACAGCGACUUGGAGUUGCAGCACUAGACAGUGUCCACGAGUACCGUCUGUCCAGCUGGCUGGGCCAGCAAGAAGACAUCCAUCGCAUAGUUCUUUACCAGACGGACUCCACACUGACCCCGUGGACACAGCGGUGCAUCCGUCAGGCCGACUGCAUCAUUAUUGUGGGGCUAGGAGAGCAGGACCCAGCCGUUGGGGAGCUGGAGCGUAUGUUGGAAGGAAGUGCAGUGCGUGCCCAGAAGCAGCUGGUGCUGCUACACAGAGAAGACGGCCCCCCACCCAAAGGAACUGUGGACUGGCUCAACAUGCGAAGCUGGAUCUCCAGACACCUCCAUCUCUCUUGUCCCCGAAGGGUCUUCUCUAAGAGGAGCCUGCCCAAACUGAUGGAGCUGUAUCAACGUGUGUUUGAGAAGCCAGCAGACCGCCACUCAGACUUCUCCCGCCUGGCUCGAGUUCUAACGGGCAAUGCUAUCGCUCUUAUCCUGGGUGGAGGAGGGGCUAGAGGCUGCUCCCAGGUGGGGGUAAUGCGAGCUCUCUGCGAGUGCGGCAUCCCCGUGGACCUCAUUGGUGGCACCUCUAUCGGUUCCCUGAUGGGGGCACUGUAUGCUGAGGACCGAAGCCACAGCCGCAUGAGGAUGAGGGCCAAAGAAUGGGCAAUGGAAAUGACAUCAGUGUUUAAGAAGGUUCUGGAUUUAACGUACCCAGUCACCUCCAUGUUCACCGGUGCUGCCUUCAACUCUAGCAUCAGCAAUGUCUUCAAGAGCAAACAGAUUGAGGACCUUUGGAUCCCAUAUUUUAACAUCACAACUGACAUCACUGCCUCUGCCAUGAGAGUACACACUGAUGGUUCUCUGUGGCGGUAUGUUCGUGCCAGCAUGUCUCUGUCUGGGUAUCUGCCUCCUCUCUGCGACCCCAAAGAUGGACACCUGCUUAUGGAUGGAGGUUAUAUCAACAACCUACCAGCUGAUGUUGCACGCUCCAUGGGGGCCAAAGUGGUGAUAGCUAUUGACGUGGGCAGCCGGGAUGAAACCAACCUUACUAAUUAUGGCGACUCACUCUCAGGCUGGUGGCUGCUAUGGAAACGCCUCAACCCCCUAGCAGAGAAAGUAAAGGUGUUAAACAUGGCAGAGAUUCAGACUCGACUGGCCUACGUGUGCUGUGUCAGGCAGCUGGAGUCUGUGAAGAGCAGCGACUACUGCGAGUACAUCAGACCUCCGAUCGACAGAUACAGAACACUGGAGUUUGGCAAGUUUGAUGAGAUUGCUGAGGUGGGAUACCAGCAUGGAAAGACUGUGUUUGACGUGUGGGGCCGCAGUGGAGUGGUGGAGAAAAUGUUGAAAGACCGACACCAGGAGGAGUUCCACCACACCCAAAGCAAGAGUCAUGUGGUAACUUGUCCCAAUGCUUCCUUUACCGACCUGGCAGAAAUUGUGUCACGCAUCGAGCCCGUCAAACCUGCUCUUGUGGAUGAGGAGUCAGAGUACAACACUGACUAUGAAGAGGAGGCAGUGGAGAGCGCUCUGUCUGACAUGGAGCUAUACAAUCGCUAUGGAGAGCACACUGAAGGGGAGGAGACUGCUGACACGGAUGAAGAGCUGGAAGGGAGACACGCACGCCACAUUACCUCACUCACCAGCAGCAACCCCCAGUCUCCCACCGCCUCUGACAGUCCGUCAAACCACGAAGUCCAUUAAGUGAGGACCAGUCUAAUGAACUCUGCUCGAUCAGGUCGUCACAAUUUAACCUGCCACAUUUUACCCUCCAGUCUGUCCCGCAUGACUCAAAACCUGUCCCCUGUCCCCUGUCCCCUGCCCCCGCGACCGUCGGCAUGACUGCGAUUACUAUUUUGCCCUCGGUAACCUGGCCUUGUUAGCUGUGUGGCUGACAUAACGAAUGUGCAGCCACUUUUAAAAAAAAAUGAAUACGGACAGGUAGUAAUGUACUCAGCUGCAAUCCUAUGCAUUCCUAUUAUAUAAGAGCAGCUGCAAGCUCUAUCAUUUCUCAUAUUGAGAUAGUGGAGAGUGCAUCUGUAGCUUUACAUGAGUCACAUAGACCAAGAUAGAAGGUAGGAGAGGUCGGGAGAUACUAUUUCCAUGAAAUAAUAAUUACAUGAGUCAAGGUGACAACUUCGGCUCUUGGUUGAUUACAUAAAGAUAGAUUUGAGAUAAAGAUUCACUUCACCUCACUUCUGUUAUCUAGACAUGCAGAUAGUUUUGACGUAUGCAUCUCUGAGAUUUCUGCCACACACAACGUUAAAAGAUUAGACAAAAAAAAAAAACUGGCACGUCCAAAGAAAAAUGAGCAAAAGGAUAAGACAGAAAAAAAGUUGCAGAUUUCCUUUUAAUUUAGAUAUUUACAUCGUCUCAGGCCACUGAAAAUCCUUCAAAUUAAAGCACCAAGAUGGCAUAAUCACUCUUUGGUUGCCCUGCUAAUAAUUCCUCUCCACAGUGACGUGUUGAGCAGUCACAAGUAGGCAUUACUGUAUUAUAAAAGUGCAGUCCGCGAUUCUAAUCUAAAUGACUUUGUGUCAUAUUCAGCAAAGAUCUCACGCUCCACUAGCUGUCUGCUCUGUGUGGGCACUGAGGAAAGAUAGAUAGAUAGAUAGAUAGAUAGAUAGAUAGAUAGAUAGAUAGAUAGAUAGAUAGAUAGAUAGAUAGAUAGAUAGAUAGAUUGAUUCAAAAUACUGAAUUCAAUUCACCUCACUUGUAUUUGGAGUGGCAGAAAUCUCAGGGCAAAUAACACCAAAACUAACAACAUAGCUAGAUACCCUGAGAGGAAAGUAAGACUAACAGUCAGUGGCUACUUCAUCAGGUACACCUGUACAAUCUAAUGCAGUCCAUUACAACAGCUCUGUCCUAACAUUGAUCUAUAUAAAGCGAAUAGCGCUCAGUUAUUGGGGACAGUGUUGGAAAUGUGUAAAUUCAAUUAGAUGUUCAUAAUUGAGGUCAAAUGAGGUGUUUCUAUUAUUUUGUCCUCCCUAUUUGCAUACAUUUGGAGGGCAGAAUAUUAGAAACACCUCUGCAUAUAAUGCAGUCCAGUACAACACCAUCAUAUGACCUCAGUGCCCAAAAGAAAACUGAUUACAUGCAUUAUAAAAGUAGACUUUUUUGCAUAACAGUUGUAUUGGAUUACAAUAGAAUGUAUGAUUGUACCUAAUAAAAUGGCAUGUGAGUAUUGCAUUGAUGUAUUAAGUUAGACUUGACAAAAAUCAGAGCCGCUCCUUAUUGUUUUGUGCAUUCAGUCUACGUAACGAUCCACAUCAGCAAGCCUGAUGUAAAAACAGAAAGCGAGCAAAACAAGCAGCGCGCUCUGCGGCCAUGGCUGUCAGCACAGCUUUGUCGCACCCAGUGUGCCAGGGACAUGGAGGGAAGUAAUGAUUGCAAUCCACUUCAAAGCACUGGUUUCCCCUCUCAGCUGGCAAGAGAAGCCUCCCCCCCACCCAUCUGUUUUCUGGCUCGAAUCUAUCAGACACAGACUGAGCGGCAGACAGUGUGGAUCUGUCGAGUGAACUGUGACGCUCCGCUCGCCUCAGUACAGUUUAUGCACAGGGGCUAUUUGCAGCAGCGGGGCAGAUCUUCACAGGAACACGUUGUAACACAAGUUAUUUGGCUUGUCAAGACAUGCUUUAACUUUUUUUUAAGUGACUUGGAUCAGAUUUUUCUUUUCAAACUGCCAUUACGAUGAUCAGAUUUUUGUUGCAUACAUAAUAUUAUCUGAGUAAAAUGAAAAGAGUCUCUGUAGGUCUUGCUUUGAUUUUCUUAACAUCCGUUUGGCUGAUUGAUUAUGCACUUAUGAAGAGUAUUGCUGAGGACCCAAGGGAGUGUGAGCCCUUAAAGUAGAUCUGUGGAACAUUUUAUCAGUAUUGUAUUAUGUUCAUACUGUGUAGCAUAUUGAAAAGGGACCCCCGGUGUUGUAGUCUAGACCAUUUAAUCCAAGACCAAGUCAUAAGCAGUCAUGAGUCAAGACCACAGUGUACAUUUAAAAUAAGAAAUGAGUUAAGUUAUUGGAUGCAUUUGAAGUAGGAAGUUUUGCAUCAUAUCACUGUGAUGAUGUUAGCCAACAAAUCAAACAACGCACAGACAAUGUAGUGAUAUCCCCCGCAGCUGUGGACUCGACCGGUCUUGAAACAAAAUCCUGCAUACUCUUUAGUCCCGUUUCCAUUAAACAUGUUCAGUAUGGUACCUUUGGAACCAAAAGUAACCCUUCAGACAUGGUACCUAGACCCUAGUGUUUCCACCUCAAACAGUGCUCUUAAAUGUGGGUGGGGUUGUUGUCACUCACUGCUCCGUCCAGCACUCACUGUAUUUCCUCAUUCCUCAUUACCAGUGACACCAGUCUGCAUCUCGUGUAUCGUCCACAGAACGGGGUUGCACACAGGCCCAGAUCAAAAUAAAACAGGCUGCAGUGAGAGUCUCUCUCCAUGGGAUAUUUAAAUUUUUCCCACUUGUUAUGUGUAUGUCAUGGGAGAGGCAGAAAAACAUUGACUGUAUAGUUACAAUUUACUAAUAAAACUCUCUACAGUAUGAACAGUGGUUACAUGAAACCAGCCACAACUCAGCCUUGAGCAGAGUGACCGUCCUCUAUUGACCAAUCAGACUGCAGUGUUCACAGCUCCACCUUUUAGUACCAGAUCUGUGUGCUAAGUACCCCAACAGAGGGGGGACGAAAAAUGGAGACAGUAUGGAACGGUUCCAUUGGUACCAUCCACAACUUUUCACAGUGGAAAUGGGAAAAAAAGCGUGUUGAGCUGAACUGAACCAUACUGUACUGCUUGGUGGAAACAGGGCUUUUGAGACAGGAGUGAGUAAAAAAGCAGUCAGUUGUGGUCUCAAAACCAAGACCGAUCUUGAGUACUACAACACUGGGAACCCCUACUUCUCUCAUUGCUUGCUACAGUACAUUCAAGAAGAGAUGAAAAACAGAGAUUGGAGACACCUGAGAUGUUAAACUGUAGCAGACUCCUUUUAACAUUUCAAGCAUCAGCAGUGUGACUUUCAAAAUGAACGCUUUUGUUCCUUGAAAUAGCCUGGUCCCAAAUACCCAGCUGUUAGCAUAUGAUGCAUAUACUGUAGCAAUGCUUUAGGACGAAACUAUGUCAUAACAGAUGUAUUGCUUAGGAAGGAAGCACAGUGUCACGUGUGAGGUUGAUUGGAUGAGCGGUUCUCGAGAAAGCUGCAAGCAGCAACGAGAGACCAAGGAAUGGGACUGUUCUAAACAGAUACUUUAAACGGGCACUGCAGUCACUGUGAAAAAAGUGAGUAACUGAAUAUAUUCAUAUUUAAGCCAAGAAUGUAUACAACCUUAGCCCUUGAUGUUUUUAUGCACAACAUUCUGACAAUCACUCCAGAGAUGCAAUGCAAUGUACAAACACACUAACACAUUGUUACAUAGCCUUGUUUAACAUGCCUCUCUGUAUGGCACUUUACCAUGUUUAGAGUUGACCUCAGUCACAGCUAGAGCUGCAACUUAUAGUUAUUUUCAGUAUUGAUAAUCUUGAUCUUUAUGUUUAUGUUGUAUGUAUGAUUUUUGUGUUUAAUUAACACAUUAAUAUUUUGAUUCAUGUAACGUUACAAAAUAGAAAAUGGAUUGUCAAAUUUCUUAGACUGAGGUGACAUCUUUAAAUUGUUUUUGUCUGACCAGCCGUCCAAAACCCAAAGAUUUGUAGUUUACUUCGAAGUGAUUCCAGGAAAAACAACAAAGCCUUAUGUCUUAGAAACUGGAACCAUUAAAAGAUUUGCGUUUUUGCUUUACGAAUGGAUUGAAAAUUAAUUAUCGAGAUUAAUAGUUAAUGGUUUUUACUAAUUGUCUCAGCCCUUAUCGCCUUAUUACCAGAGCCCUAACAACAGAGCAUGACAAACAUUUUUUUAAGUGGAUCCCUUCAAUAUGUUUUUGUGAGGAGUGUGAUAGUCGAAAAAAAAAACCUUGCCUGUGUUCUGUGACCGAAAAAACUUGUAAUAGUGCAAUUGUGCUGCUAUUUCCUGUUAAUUAUCCGCUGACACAUCAUCUACAAAUGUAUCUGCAAUAAGCUAAUAUCAACCGGCCAGUUAAUCAGUCAGGCUUUAAUCAUUUGAAUAUCAAUGCAACAUUUUUAUUGUUUUAUUUUCACCCCACUCGAUAAAGCACCCUGUCAGCCUCACCGUAUGAAGCUGCGAUCUCUGCUUAUACCGGUGACACAGUCCCUGUGGCCUUACAUGUGUAGACAGUAGGAGAAACACUGUGACAAACACUAAGGGUUUCCCACUUGGUGUUGGUUAAGAGUCUGGACACAGAAUGUGUGAACAAGGCAGAGACAGAAAAAUGUUGUUUACCAGUGAGGUAAUGUUGUUUGCACUGGUGUUUUUUUGUACUUUUGGGUGGUUUCCAAAAACUGAGCACAAUGAAUUGAUGCUGUCUGGCAGAAUGAAUGUUUGGCUACUUUAUAAAAUGGGACAUGGUAAUGGAUGAGGUGCUUACGUAAUGUGUGGGACUGUGCCAUGAGUUAAUGUUACAAAGCCUUAGAUGACCUGUACAGAAAAAAAACAACCACUCGUGCCCUCAUUUAGUAUAAGUGUACAAUGAUGAAUGUUUACCAGUAAGCCUGUAAUGUAUGACAUCAGUUACUUAUCUAUAUUUAUGAUAUUUGAUAAAUAUGUUUUUGAUAAUCAAUUGUUACUAAUAAACCACUGUUUGAUGUA
Molecule: messenger RNA, 9095 nt
Organism: Epinephelus fuscoguttatus (brown-marbled grouper)
Lineage: Eukaryota; Metazoa; Chordata; Actinopteri; Perciformes; Serranidae
Gene: pnpla7a
Product: patatin-like phospholipase domain containing 7a
Exons: 36
Coding region: 93-4115 (1340 amino acids)
Biological process (GO): lipid metabolic process
Cellular component (GO): endoplasmic reticulum
Molecular function (GO): phosphatidylcholine lysophospholipase A1 activity
Source: RefSeq, a predicted model, not a curated record